Schistocerca nitens (vagrant locust) is the source of this 375-nucleotide messenger RNA. RefSeq names its product pupal cuticle protein G1A-like. The transcript is spliced from 2 exons. Bases 11 to 268 code for a protein of 85 amino acids. The record is from RefSeq and is a predicted model, not a curated record. NCBI's taxonomy places the organism in Eukaryota, Metazoa, Arthropoda, Insecta, Orthoptera, Acrididae.
CACCGCAGACAUGUACAAGCUGAGCAUCGUGCUGGUGGCAGUGGCGCUGUGCGCCGUGCAGGCGGCCCCCGCCCCCAAGGCGUCGCCCGGCCUGCUGGCGGCGGCGCCGCUGGCUUACGCGGCCGCCCCAGUGGCCUACGCCGCCCCCGCCGUGGUGACGGCGCACAGCUCUCAGGUGGUGGCGCAGAACUUCCACGCGCCGCUCGUCGCAGCCGCCUACGCCCUGCCGGCCGCCAUCCACGCGCCCGCCGCCGCCUUCGUACUGUGAGGCUGUGAGGGUGCGCCACACCACACCACGUGCACCACGGCCUCCCAGCGCCAGGCCGCCUGCUGCACCCACAUCAAUGUACAAAUGUAGAUAGGUGCCAACUGCAA